Molecule: messenger RNA, 8793 nt
Organism: Equus caballus (horse)
Lineage: Eukaryota; Metazoa; Chordata; Mammalia; Perissodactyla; Equidae
Source: RefSeq, a predicted model, not a curated record
AGGAUCUGAACCAGCGAAACCCUGGGCCAUCUAAGUGGAGUGUGCAAACUUGGCCCCUAUCAUGAUUAUUUAUAGGGAGUCAGUCUCCCUGGAUAUCUGCAUAGCCAAAUAAAAUGUCAACAUUAAGUGUCUUAUGAAAAUGUUGCAGUCAUCCAUAAAACUCCUCAAAAUGUGAACUUUUGCUCUUUCUAGCAAAAACUGACGAAACUCAGUGCCAAACCAACUCUUCACCCUUGGGAUGCCCUGGCAGCCAUGGUCAUGCUGAGUGCGGGGCUGCCCCUCUGGAGUGCCAGAGGUGGUUUGGGUCUCAAUGCUGAGCUCCACUGAGCUCCAUAGGGCGGCUGGGGCGGCCUGGUGGUUGCCUGGCAGUGUGGCAGAUGGAGACACAACUCCCUCCCAUCCUCUGCUUUGGUGGCUGCAGGGCUCCUGUGGAGGAUGAGAGGGCAACUAGCCCAUCCACCUCCGUGCUCUCGGCUGCCUCCUCCACAACCGGGCUCCUGACUCAGGCCAGCAGCACCAACCUAAGAGACUUUAAGUGAAAAUAUUAAAGACAUUUUGGAGAAAAAGAUCACCUGUAAUUCUGCCAUCUUAACAUAAUUUUACCCAUUUGUUAAAAAUUACCUUCCAGGUCUUGUCCAUGACUAUAUGUUUUCAUGCAGUGGCAAUCUAAUUUGCAUGCUAUUCUAUAUCCUUUUCUCCAUUAAAAUGACCUUUAUUCUAUAUAUCUGACAACUUUUAAUAAUAAAAAACCUGGAGGAAAUAGAAACUUUUGUUUUGUGUGCAGAUACCAGGUAGGUGGGUUUUCUGUAUUUUUCUCUCCCCUCCAAUCCCCUACAUUCCAACAUUAUCGCUAGAUUAGAGGUCAAUCCCCUCUCCUUGGCACCUGCCCAUGGCUAUCUUUACCUACUUGACUAGGCUAUAUAUAUAAUAUAUAUGUAUAUAUUUAUAUGCUGUGUGUGGAUGUGUGUAUUCGUGUAUAUGUAUAUUUUAAACACAACAUCUCACCAUCUUGAAAUCUUCCAUACCCCUCAUACAAACAUGUACCACUGCUUGCUAAUUCUUUCUGUGCCAGUGUUGGCUACCAUGGUGCCAUUUUUCCCAACCACUGUUCCUCCUCGAGAUCCCUGACUGCCUACCCUGUUUAUGUCAGAGCUUUCUUUGACAUCUUUCUCUCUGGGCCUUCUUACCUUUCUCCUUACCCAGUACAAAGCCUGAAUGUGCUUUCACAAAGAAACCUUAAAUUAUCUCAGCAUACUUUAUUGCACUCAGACCUUUUUACAUCCAAAGACUUUUUACCACUCUUCUCCAGUAUUAAUACCCCGUUUUCUUCUGUAUUCACAAUUCCUGUGCUCCAUAUAUACUUAUUUUCUAAAUAUCGUCUUCCCCACUUUGAUUUCACUUAAAUUCUUUUUUUAAAAAAUCCUCUCCCAUCGUUUUCUUUUGGUGCCUUCCUUCAAUCCCAAAGUUUCUGUUUUUUGUCAGUCAUCUUUCUCCCUUUUACUCUUAACCUCCCUGGUAAUUGUUUUCUCACCCUUCUCCAAAAGCUCACACUCGGAUAUGUAUAUUGUGUUCGCUUGAAUGCUUCGGAAUAAAUAUCUGCCUUUCAAAACGGUGCAAUCUAAACUAUUAGCAUGGAAAUAACCCCUGGGAAGAUGAGGUCUCCACUUGAAAGCUUCAAAUAGAGAUGCUCCUGCUAGUGUUGAAUGAUGGAGUUUUAUCUAAUAUCAUCUGGGUGAAAUGGGGUGACUACUUGAACCACUCAAAAUGUCCACUAUUGUGAAAUGAGAAUAAAUUGUCAAUUUUACACUUCUAUCUAGUCCAUGCUGAAGUUCUUUCCAGGGAUGGGAGGAACUCAUAAUCUACAAAGCAACCCAGUCCGUUUUGUACCACUGUUGAUUGUUAUAACCGUUCAUCCUUGUAUUGGGUUAAAAUCUACUGGCUAUACUUAUAUUCAUUGGCUCUAAUUCUGCUCUCAUGCUACACAGAAUUUGGAUCCUUUCUCUACAUGACAGCCUUUUAGAUAUCUAAAGGUAGUUAUUCUAUCCUCUACACCUCUUUCUGCACAAUUUUUUUUUCCCUUUGAGAUAAACACUCUCAACUCUUCCACUAUUCCUCAUAGGACACCAUUUUCAUCAUCCCAAUUACUCUCUGUGGACAUUACACAUUGUUAAUGUCUCUUCUAAAAUGUGAUCAGAACUGAAAAUAAUAUUCACUAUGUAGCUGCAUUGGAUCUGGAUGUGGCACAUCUGGACAUUAGUGCAGACUGAAGUUGCUUUAAGUUUUUUAGCAGCCAUAUAAUGUUGACGCAUGAUGAAUUUGUAAUUAAAAUCCCCAGAUUUUAGGAGGUUUGCCUUCACGACUUCUUUCUAAACCCAGAUUGCAUCUUUCUUUAGUUGUGCAAGAGAUUUUUCAAGUCAGAAUCUAAGACUUUACACAUAUCCCUAUUAAAUUUUAUCUCAUAACCUAUCAGCCAGCCGUGGGUUCUUUGAAUCUUAAUUUUUGUCAUCCAGCUUAUGUUGAUUCAACAAGAGGUUUUGAAGCUAGUGUUAGAAUGUUUUCAGACAUCUGGGAAACAACCAAAAGUCAUGGAGACUGUCUUCCAAAAAUUGUUGUAUGCAGAUAUAACUCAGCUCUUAAGGUGUAUAUAAAUUAAUAUUAUUGUAAGUUGCCAAGGCCAGGAAAGGCUGAAGUCCAUUGCCAGCCUGCAAUUGUGUUGAACAUUACUCCAAGAGAGAUAAUGUUCCAAAACAUAUUGGGCCAACGUAAUGCCAAAAGAGCUGCUAAUUCUUCUCGAGAAAUCAAUCAAUACACAUAUGAAGUAGAGACAGAGUCAUGGUGACCAUUCUUUUAUUUUACGUUUGACAAGCAUAUAUUGAGCACAGUGGCAGGAAACAGUGGGAAAUUGUGGAGAACCAGGUUUGCCUGGGGCAACCCUGAUUUCUGCCUCUUGUCUUAGUGUAAUUAUUAGUUGUGUCAUUUUUCUCUUUCACUUGUGUUCAGGUUCGGAGGAUGAAUUAGCUGGCCACCCUUCUCGUACCCAGUUCCUUUGAGCAUUUUCAUCUGGACUAGAAAAGGUGGACAAGUCCUAUUUUCAAGAGAAGAUGACUUUUAACAGUUUUGAAGGAUCUAAAACUUGUGUACCUGCAGACAUCGAUAAGGAUGAAGAAUUUGUAGAAGAGUUUAAUAGAUUAAAAACUUUUGCUAAUUUUCCAAGUAGUAGUCCUGUUUCAGCCUCAACACUAGCACGAGCUGGUUUUCUCUAUACUGGUGAAGGGGACACUGUGCAGUGCUUUAGUUGUCACGCAGCAGUAGAUAGAUGGCAAUAUGGAGACUCAGCAGUUGGAAGACACAGGAAAGUAUCCCCAAAUUGCAGAUUUAUCAAUGGCUUUUAUUUUGAAAAUAAUGCUGCGCAACCUACAAAUCCUGGUGUCCAGAAUGGUCAGUACAAAGUUGAAAACUAUCUGGGAAACAGAAAUCAUUUUGUUUUAGGCAGGCCAUCUGAGACUCAUGCAGAAUACCUUUUGAGAACUGGACAGGUUGUAGACAUAUCAGAUACCAUAUACCCGAGGAACCCUGCCAUGUGUAGUGAAGAAGCUAGAUUAAAGUCAUUUCAAAAUUGGCCAGACUAUGCCCACUUAACCCCAGGAGAGUUAGCUAGUGCUGGACUCUACUACACAGGUAUUGAUGAUCAAGUGCAGUGCUUUUGUUGUGGUGGAAAACUGAAAAACUGGGAACCUUGUGAUCGUGCGUGGUCAGAACACAGGCGACACUUUCCUAAUUGCUUCUUUGUUUUGGGCCGGAAUGUUAAUAUUCGAAGUGAAUCUGAUGUCGUGAGUUCUGAUAGGAAUUUCUCAAAUUCAACAAAUCUUCCAAGAAAUCCAGCCAUGGCAGAUUAUGAAGCACGGAUCAUUACUUUUGGGACGUGGAUAUACUCAGUUAACAAGGAGCAGCUUGCAAGAGCUGGAUUUUAUGCUUUAGGUGAAGGUGAUAAAGUGCAGUGCUUUCACUGUGGAGGAGGGCUAACUGAUUGGAAGCCCAGUGAAGAUCCUUGGGAACAACAUGCUAAGUGGUAUCCAGGGUGUAAAUAUCUGUUAGAAGAGAAGGGGCAGGAGUAUAUAAGCAAUAUUCAUUUAACCUGUUCACUGGAGGAGUCUCUGGUAAGAACUGCUGAAAAAACAACUGAAAGAAUUGAUGAUACCAUCUUCCGCAAUCCCAUGGUACAAGAAGCUAUACGAAUGGGAUUCAGUUUCAGGGACAUUAAGAAAAUAAUGGAGGAAAAAAUUCACACAUCUGGGAGCAACUAUAGAUCACUCGAAAUUUUGGUUGCAGAUCUAGUGAAUGCUCAGAAAGACAAUACACAAGAUGAAUCAAGUCAGACUUCAUUGCAGCAAGAGAUUAGUGCUGAAGAGCAGCUAAGGCUCCUGCAAGAGGAGAAGCUUUGCAAAAUCUGCAUGGAUAGAAAUAUUGCUGUAGUUUUUAUUCCUUGUGGACAUCUGGUCACUUGUAAACAAUGUGCUGAAGCAGUUGACAAAUGUCCCAUGUGCAACACAGUCAUUACUUUCAAGCAAAAAAUUUUUAUGUCUUAAUCUAACUCUACAGUAGGCGUGUUAUGUUCUUAUGACCCUGAUUGAAUGUGUGAUGUGAACUGACUUUAAGUAAUCAGCAUUGAAUUCCAUUAGCAUUUGCUACCAAGUAGAAAAAAGUGUAAACUGCAGUGUUAUAGAUGGCAAUCUAAAAUUUGAAUUUCUGGAUUUUUCAGGAUAUUAGCUGUGUUAUCUAUCCUUUUUUUUUUUUUUUUUUUUACUGUUAUUUAAUUGAAACUAGACUAAGGAGCAUCCUGUUAUAACUGAUCACAAUGUGUAUUUGUCGUAGACUCACUUAGUUUCUACGUGUCAAUGGAUUAAUGAACUGAAUUUUUCAUUCUUUUCAGAUAGGCUUAACAAAUGGAGCAUUCUGUUUAAAUGUGGAGAUUAGAGUUAAUCUCCCCAAUCAUAUAAUUUGUUUUGUGUGAAAAAGGAAUGAACUGUUCCACACUGGUGAAAAGAUAGAGAUUAUUUUUAGAUGUUUGUCUUUGUGUUUUAGGAUUCUGUCCAUUUUCUUUUAAAAUUAUACACAUGUACUGGGUAGAUGAUUUUUUAAAAAAUGAUUUUGCCAUUGCUAAAAGGAUGUUUAAUGAUAGAAUACCAUCUAGCCUACAUGUACUGAUACAGAAAGAUUUCAAAGAUAUGUUAAGUAUAAAAUGCAAGUGGCAAAACACUAUGUAUAGAAUGAGCCAAAUGAAGGCAUGUGUGUUUUGUGUGUGUAUGUAUAGGACAAAAGAUUUGGAAAGAUACGCUCCAAACUGUUAAAUGUGGUUUCUUUUGGGGGGGGGGAUGGGUCCCAGUGGGGGUUUACAGGGGCCUUUCACUUUCUGGUUUUUUUUUUUUUUUUCAUUUUAUUCUGUUUGAAUUUUUUGUAAGUAUGUAUUACUUUUGUAAUCAGAAUUUUUAGAAAGUGUUGUACUGAUUUAAAGGCUUAGGCAUGUUCAAACGCCUGCAAAACUACUUAUUGCUCAGCUUUAGUUUUUCUAAUCCAAGAAGGCAGGGCAGUUAACCUUUUUGGUGCCAAUGUGAAAUUUAAAUGUUUAUAUGUUUUUCCUGCUUUGUGGAUGAAAAAUAUUUCUGAGUGGUAGUUUUCUGACAGGUAGACCAUGUCUUCUUCUCUUGUUUCAAAAUAAAUAUUCCUGAUUUUGUAAAAUGAAAUAUAAAAUAUGUCUCAGAUCUUCCAAUUAAUUAGUAAGGAUUCAUCUUUAAUCCUUGCUAGUUUAAGCCUGCCUAAGUCACUUUACUAAAAGAUCUUUGUUAACCCAGUAUUUUAAACAUCUGUCCGCUUACGUAGGUGAAAGUAGACGCGUGUUUGUACACUGCUCGUAGUUCUAGUGACGGCUUUCCAUGUUGAGAUUCUCAUAUCGUCUUAUGUCUUAAAGUUUCGUGUGAGUUUUUACCGUUAGGAUGAUUAAGAUGUAUAUAGGACAAAAUACUGAGUCUUUCCUCCACCUAACUGUUUUUGUUUUCUUGACUAGUAUUAGUAAGAGAGAACUUCUGAAAUAAAUGUUCUCUCAAGAUCCUUACAAACCUCUUGGAAAUUAUAAAAUAUUGCCAAGAAAAGAAGAAUAGUUGUUUGAAUAUUAAAGAGAAAAUAAAACUUAAGAAUCAAUGUAGAUAAAAAAUGGAAGUUGAAAAAUGCUUCAUAGAACACCCAAGCUUUACGGUACAAGAUUCUCACACGACCUGUUGUAGCAGUGAGUGAGACACUUUACUGCAGAGAAAAGUUUGAGAGUAAAACUGUAAAAAUUAUAUUUUCGCUGUAUUUUCUAAGAGAAAGAGUAUUGUCAUGUUCUCCUAAUCUCUGUUGAUUACUACUUUAAGUGAUAUUCAUUUAAAGCCUUGCAAAUUUAAAUAAGAAGUUUUUAAAUUAAAUAAUGGCUGCCCUGUUGUUGUUUUACUGUGUAAAUCCUCAGUUCUUUACCUUUGCACUGUGUUCCACUUAGAUUUAGUCAUAGAUUCAUUGUUAGAUUUUACAUGUUUAGUCUAAGCUUUAAAUUUAAAUUACAAGGGGAGAAAAGUGUUAAAGUUUUUAAAAUGUGUUUUCCAGGACACGCCAGCUCCAAGUGAGGGAGGCAGUUCGAUCUAGUUGUUGGCCGAGGACUGAAUUGUUUUAACAUAAGGCUUUUCCUGUUCUGGGAGCCUCAGUUCAUUAAAACUUUUGAAGAACUUGCAUGUUUAGAGUUAAGCAAGACUUUUUUUCUCCCCAUGAGUUGUGAAAUUUAGUGCAUGAGGCUGAUGUGGCUAACAAGUUUAUUUUAAGAAUUGUUUAGAAAUGCUCUUGCCUUCAGGUCCUUAAAUCACUCAGCACUCCAACUUCUAAUCAAAUUUUUUAAGACUUAGCAAUGUUUGUCUGUGUUCGCACUAUAAAAAGCACUGGAUCCUUCCCACGUAAUUGUGCAAAAAGUAAUCACUUGCAAGGUCAGACAGAAGUAGAACCAGAUCCAAAUCUCUGCCUCUCCCCUUCCCAAAAUAGUUGCAGUAUCUACAUAUAGACAUUCCUUUUCUGUGUAAAGUGCACUCUAAGAUUUCAAAGUCACCACCUAUUUUACUACAUUUUAGUCACGUGAAGGGUCAAAUUGUUUUGUAAUAGUUAUCUUUAUUCGUAAGAAUUUGGUGUCCUUGUGUUAAUUUUUGAGAAAUGGGUUUAAUGUUUAUAAGAUAAAUUCCAGUUUAUUAGUGAAGGGCUGUAUAUUGCCUUUCUUGAUAGAUUUUUCCCCCUUCGGUUAGGGGCAAAGAUGGGGCAGGGUGGAUGUAGUGAGUGUAUAUAAUGUGAUUUGGCCCUGUGUAUUAUGAUCUUUUGUUGUUAUUUAAAUUUUGGUAGGUUUUUUCCUCUUUUCGUUUUAGUGGAUAAAAUUUGUAGUUUGAACUCUGAAUGGAGACUACCACCACGGCAUUACUUGCGUGUAUUGUACCAUUUUAGACACAAAUCAGUGUUUUCUGAUUAGCCAGGUAUUGAAUGGAGAAGAGGGAUGGAGUGGUGGGAGAAAUGGGAUGUGUCGUGUAUCAUUUCCAUUAGAAGUUAUGAGAGUUCAAGGAGACCAUGUAUGUAAAAUACUUGCUAUAAAUGUUAAUUCCCUAACACUCUUUUACCCUCCAUGGGUCUACCUUGAUUUUGGAAAUUUGGGCUAAGACUUAGGGGAUAACUCUUUCAGUGACUCUUACUCAUCCUUUUUGGUGUUUCUCAUAGUUAAGAUGUAAACUGCAAUAAAUGGAUAGGUCAAGCCCUUAAAUGUGUUUAAAUUCCUUUUUUAAAAACUUGAAAAAAUUAUUCUUAUCAAGUUUAGUUGAGCUUUCCUAAUAGAAACAAUUGACUUAUUCCUACGUUUAUAAUUGCUUUCAAUUUGACUCUUAGACGCUUAUUAGCACAGUGUGAAUUUUAUUUGCAGCAUAAUGGAAUCAUAGGGUCUCAGAGCUAGAAGUGACCUUAGAGAGUAUCUAAUUCAUCCCCCUCCUUUUUCAGAUGAGGCAACUGAGGCUCCGAGGUGAAGUGAUUUGUUCAAAGCUGUGUAGCUAGUUAGUGGCACCCCAUAUUGGGACAUGGUUUGAAGGUGAAAAACUUGAGCUCUCUCCUGGGAGGUCUCAAAUGUUUAUUUUUUUCAACUAUUCUUUCCCCUAUGCCAUGGAUUUCACUACAUAUUAAAUGACACUUUAUAACUAAUACAGUAGGACAAUCUUAAAUCCAUAUAUCUUCAAAUUGUACAAUACUACAUUAAUGUUUGGGUGGUAAGAUUCUAUUUUGAAGUCUAAAGUUUGCAGGUAUGCAUAUAGAUUUUUUGGCAUUUACUAGAUCCUUAUUGUAUAUCAUUAAUGUAACAUUUAAACUUACUAUAUAAGUAUAUUUUGUCAUUUUGUCUAUACUUAGUAACAAAUAUGCAUUUUUGAUUUGAUGUAACAAAGGCUUUAAUGUAAUUUCUGUUAGAAAAUUUUGCAUUUUUCAUAUUACUGUUAUACUUUAUCUAACCUGACAGAAUGGCUGAUUUUUAUGUCAUUGUAUUAGUGUUGUGAAUAAUUGUGUGAAAUAUUUUCAGAUAGACUACUAUAUUUGUGAAUAUAAUUUUACGGCUUUUUUCAUUUAGUAGAAAUCUUUCCAUCAGUAUGGAAAACUAAGAAAACUGCUUUCUACUGUAUAAUCUGGCAGUCAUCAUAGAUUAAAGCUUAUUUUUCUGUGAAUAAAACUUAUUCAAUAAAGUACUAUUCUUUAAAAUGA